CCUAGCUCCCUGACAAACUAUUGUGAUGUAGCCUAUUUGAUGUGUGUAUGUAUAUAUUUGUGAUUUGCUGUAGGUCAAAUCAAUUGCACGUGCUCGAUAUUUGCUCUCAAUUGUUAUUGAAAGAAAAAGUACAACAAAUUAAAGAUAUGUGCAACCCUCUGAAUGAUUCUCUCAACCCAAAGUGGCUCCCUUACAACAAAAUAGUGAGUAACACUGCACUAGCCAGUCAUUACACAUACGUUUCCACUCCUCAGACUGCUGGACUGUUCUGUAGCUACACAUAUCGCACCCUUCCUUCUCCCUCCACAACAGUUUCCCAAUGAAGUUUGCAAUGACAUUUCCACUUAAAAUCGUCCUCUCCUCCUUUGAACAGUCGUCACGUCCGGUUCUCGUUGCACGAGCAGUUCGAGUCUUCCAAUGAUCGGUCUAUUGCGGCAUUGCCUUGUCAGUUAGUUGACUAUUACAUUUCACAAUCGAGGUAUAGGCACGUUUAACGCCUUACUGGCUUUUAAUGAAUGUGACACGAAGGAGCCGAAAUGAAUGGUGAAGCACGCGGACUGUAACCUUAGCGGUCUUGAUUUCUGCAAAAGUCAUGUCAUUCGGAACAGCGACAACCACGAUAUUCAAAACGGUAACUGUUGGGCAACAUUCACUGAUGGACAUGGAGUCUGCAUUAUGUCCCUCGUCCAAUCAGAACGGCUGCAUCCUGAACCCACUUCCUGUCUCCGAGACCAAACAGGAACAGGAAGUAGCUCCACCUCCCUGUCUGAGGGUGCACCUGUACCACCUGGGCCAGGGCGGAGCCAACAGCCAAGAGCUCACCUACCCGGCAGGGGACUAUGUGGCUGAGGAGCUGUGCAUCGACGCGGCCAAGGCAUGCGGCCUGUCACCGUUGUAUUGCAGCCUGUUUGGCCUGAUGAGGGAGAGCGACCGCAUGUGGUUCCCACCCAAUCACAUCCUCAAACUCGACCAAUCAGCAAAUGACAGUCUCCUCUUCAGAGUGAGGUACUACUUCCCUGGCUGGUAUGGAGGCUCCUGUUCCCACCGCUAUGGGGUCAACAAGGGAAUGGACAGCCCGGUGUUCGACGAUACCGUCAUGUCCUACCUCUUCGCUCAGUGGCGUAGUGACUUUGUGCAUAGCUGGGUGAUUAUCCCAGUGGACCAUGAGACCCAGGAGGAGUGUCUUGGCAUGGCUGUGUUGGACAUGAUGAGGAUGGCUAAGGAGAGUAGCCAGUCCCCUGUGGACAUCUAUAACGACACCAGCUAUAAGUUGUUCCUGCCCAAGGACAUACGUGCCCAUAUCCAAGAGUACCACUUUGUGACCCGGAAGAGGAUCCGCCAUCGCUUCAGGAAGUUCAUCCAGCAGUUCAGCCAGUGUAAAGCCACGGCUCGUGACCUCAAGCUCAAAUACCUGGUGAACCUGGAGACGCUGCACCCAGCCUUCUACUCAGAGUGCUUCCGUGUCACUGAGUCCUUGGAAGGAGAGGUCACCAUCGUCGUCACAGGAAACAACGGCAUCCAGUGGUCCCGGGAGGAGGAUAAGGAGGCAGACAAGGGUUUCCAGACGUACUGUGAUUUCCCUGAAGUUAUUGACAUCAGCAUCAAACAAGCCAACAAGGAUGGCUCUAUCGAGAGUCGUAUCGUCACCAUCAACAGACAGGACAGUCAGACUCUGGAGCUGGAGUUCCGUUCCCUGUCGGAGGCUCUGUCCUUUGUGUCUUUGGUGGAUGGCUACUACCGGCUCAUAGCCGACGCUCACCACUUCCUGUGUAAAGAGGUGGCGCCCCCUAGGCUGCUGGAGGCCAUUCAGAGUUACUGCCAUGGUCCAGUCUCGAUGGACUUUGCUAUCGGUAAGCUGCGGCGGUCUGGGAAUCAGAAGGGUCUGUACAUCCUCCGUAGCAGCCCUAAGGACUACAACAAAUACUUCCUGUCUUUUGUAGUGGGCUGUGACAGCCUAGUUGAGUACAAGCACUGCCAGAUAGUGAAGACGGAUCAGGGAGACUACAUCCUCUCUGGGGCCACGAAGAGUUUUGCUUCUCUGAGGGAGCUGCUCCACCGCUACCAGAAGGAAGCUCUGCGCUCUGACGGACACAUCUUCCAGUUCACCAAGUGCUGCCCGCCUAAAGCGAAAGACAAGUCUAACCUGUUGGUGUGCCGCAGUAACCAGGGUGCUGAGGUUCCCCUGUCCCCCUCUCUGCACAGACACAACAUCAGCCAGAUGGUCUUCCACAAGAUACGCAAGGAGGAUCUUGUCAUCAAAGACAGUCUGGGUCAGGGGACGUUUACUAAGAUCUUCUGUGGCGUGAGGAAGGAGCUGGGAGACUACGGAGAGAUUCACCAGAUGGACGUCCUUGUUAAGAUCCUGGAUAAGGCUCACCGAAACUACUCUGAGUCGUUCUUUGAAGCCGCCAGUAUGAUGAGCCAGCUAUCCCAUAAGCACCUGCUCCUCACCUAUGGCGUGUGUGUCUGCGGAGAGGAGAACAUGAUGGUGCAGGAAUAUGGGAAGUUUGGCUCCCUGGAUACAUACCUGAUGAAGAAGAAGAGCUCUGUGAACAUCACCUGGAAGCUAGAGGUGGCCAAGCAGCUGGCCUGGGCUAUGCAUUACCUGGAGGACAAGAGCCUGGUCCAUGGGAACGUGUGUGCCAAGAAUGUCCUGUUGAUCCGAGAGGAGGACAGGAAGACUGGGAACCCCCCCUUCAUCAAACUGAGUGACCCUGGAAUCAGCAUCACUGUGCUGCCCAAAGAUGUCCUUGUGGAGCGCAUCCCCUGGGUACCUCCAGAGUGUUUAGAGGAGGACAGACAUCUGACUCUGGCUACAGAUAAGUGGGCCUUCGGCACCACUCUGUGGGAGAUCUGUAGUGGAGGAGACAGACCACUCAGCACACUGGACUGCUCCAAGAAACGUCUGUUCUAUGAAGACCAUCACCAGCUGCCUGCUCCUAAGUGGACAGAGCUGGCCAACCUGAUCAACAGCUGUAUGGACUAUGAGCCGUCCAACAGACCCUCCUUCAGAGCUGUUAUCAGAGACCUCAACAGCCUCUUCACACCUGACUAUGAGUUGCUGGUGGAGAGUGACAUGGUGCCCAACAAGGCCAGAGGGUUUGGGUUCCCAGGGGCCUUUGAGAACCAAAACCCUGCUCAGUUUGAAGAGAGACAUCUCAUCUUCCUCAAGCAGCUGGGCAAGGGUAACUUUGGCAGUGUGGAGAUGUGUAGGUAUGACCCUCUGCAGGAUAACACUGGGGAGGUUGUGGCAGUCAAGAAGCUGCAGCACAGCACAGCAGAACACCUCCGAGACUUUGAACGUGAGAUAGAGAUCCUCAAGUCCCUUCAGCAUGACAACAUCGUCAAGUACAAGGGAGUGUGUUACAGUGCUGGCCGGAGGAACCUGCGUCUCAUCAUGGAGUACCUCCCCUACGGCAGUCUGAGGGACUACCUCAUCAAGAACAAGGCCCGCUUCGACUACAAGAAGCUCCUGCACUACGCCUCACAGAUCUGCAAGGGCAUGGACUACCUGGCGACCAAACGCUACAUCCACCGCGACUUGGCCACUCGUAACAUCCUGGUAGAGAGUGAGCUGAGGGUGAAGAUAGGAGACUUUGGCCUUACCAAGGUCCUGCCUCAGGACAAGGACUACUACACUGUCAGAGAGCCGGGAGAGAGCCCCAUCUUCUGGUAUGCCCCGGAGUCUCUGACAGAGAGUAAGUUUUCAGUGGGCUCUGACGUGUGGAGCUUUGGAGUGGUUCUCUAUGAGCUGUUCAGUGACAAGAACUGCAGUCCUCCGGCAGCGUUCAUGGAUAAGAUGGGCCGUGACAAGCAGGGUCAGAUGAUAGUGUAUCACCUCAUAGAUCUCCUGAAGAAAGGAUACAGACUGCCUGCUCCCCAGGGAUGCCCUGAGGAGAUCCAGCACAUGAUGACCGAGUGCUGGAACAUUGACCCAGCCCUGCGGCCCACCUUCAAGAAGUUAGCCCAGACCGUGGACAUGUUCCGGGACAGUAAGGAGGGCUGAGGAACCCUUCCUGGAGGUCUCUGCUGGAGGGGCCUGGCCCAGCCCACACCGAUCACCUGGGUUGUGUUCAUUAGGCACCAAACGGACUGAAAGGGAUUACCUGGACUUGUCCAAUAAGAAACGCUCAGUUUCCUUUUCUGUUGCAAAGCGCUUUGCUACAGUGUGCCCUAAUGAAUACAUCCCUGACGACGCCUCAACUCUAAAAGACGACGACAUUGAAGUCACCUGACCCAACCGUCUUCUGGAGCAGAGCGCAGAAAACGGGGGAGUAUUACCAAUGGCAUUCUGGGACAAGGCUCAAAAAUGGUCUACUUUGUGAUCAAACCUAGCCACUUUCUCAGGGAUUCUGGGGAUCUCUGAAAUUACCAUAUGCUUUUACUUUGUUGCCGUCAUUUCUCCAUUUGGAGAUGUUUUCACUGUUUGACUUCUUUCAGACUCUCUGACUCUCUCCAGCACAGAACACCCAGCUGUUGAUGAUGUGUUAACGGCGACACAGAACACCCAGCUGUUGAUGAUGUGUUAAAGGCAACACAGAACACCCAGCUGUUGAUGAUGUGUUAACGGCGACACAGAACACCCAGCUGUUGAUGAUGUGUUAAAGUCAACACAGAACACCCAGCUGUUGAUGAUGUGUUAACGGCAACACAAAACACCCAGCUGUUGAUGAUGUGUUAAAGGCGACACAGAACACCCAGCUGUUGAUGAUGUGUUAAAGGCAACACAGAACACCCAGCUGUUGAUGAUGUGUUAACGGCGACACAGAAGGCACGUGAGGGAAAGCAACACAGAAUAUGUACUGUGCAGUUAGUAAAGGAUGUUCAACUGCCUUCUUCCUUAACUCAAGUGGAUUAUGUCAAACCACAUUUCUCUUUUUCACCUAAGGGAAGAACUAAUAAAGCAAUACUGCUUUUAGAGACACAAAGACGUGGGAGGAAAGGGUGAUGAGAAAACAAUGAAGGGAGAUGUUUGACAAAGGGUGCAACCUUUAUUUAUGUUUUCUCUACCCGCCUACUUAUAGUCGUACCCUGAAAUCUUGGGCUAUUGCAAAGUAACAUGCAGAAGGAAUUGUUGACUUGUGUGCUUCCCCUUUUAUAAUAUUCUAUAACUUGACGAGUCUAGGAUGCUGUGCACUGCCAGUUGGAAAAUGUCUUCAAUAUAGUGUCGCUACAUAGCAAUAUUUGGAAUGAGACUGACUAAAUGGUGUAGGUGAAAGCAUCAACAGACGAGAAGUGCAGAGAUGAGGUGGAAUUUCAGUUCAUGGACAUUUAAGUAAGUAUGCAGGUAGCCUAGCGGUUAGAGCAAACGGUCUCUGGUUCGAAUAUCCAAGCCGACAAGGUGAAAAACUGUCCAUGUGCCCUUGAGCGAAGUACUUAAUUUACUCCAGGGGCGUUGUACUACUGUGGUUAAAACAACACAUUUCACUACACCUAUCUGGUGUGUAACAAAACACAUAGUGCCCCCCUGUGACAAAACGCAUAGUGCCCCCCUGUGACAAAACGCAUAGUGCCCCCUGUGACAAAACGCAUAGUGCCCCCCUGUGACAAAACACAUAGUGCCUCCCUGUAACAAAACACAUAGUGCCCCACUGUGACAAAACGCAUAGUGCCCCCCUGUGACAAAACACAUAGUGCCCCCCUGUAACAAAACACAUAGUGCCCCCCUGUGACAAAACACAUAGUGCCCCCCUGUGACAAAACACAUAGUGCCCCCUGUGACAAAACACAUAGUG
Molecule: messenger RNA, 5735 nt
Organism: Oncorhynchus nerka (sockeye salmon)
Lineage: Eukaryota; Metazoa; Chordata; Actinopteri; Salmoniformes; Salmonidae
Product: tyrosine-protein kinase JAK2-like
Exons: 24
Coding region: 593-4006 (1137 amino acids)
Biological process (GO): cell differentiation; intracellular signal transduction; cytokine-mediated signaling pathway
Cellular component (GO): cytosol; membrane; cytoskeleton
Molecular function (GO): ATP binding; growth hormone receptor binding; non-membrane spanning protein tyrosine kinase activity
Source: RefSeq, a predicted model, not a curated record